Messenger RNA from Cucurbita maxima (winter squash), 579 nucleotides. RefSeq names its product pectinesterase-like. Gene Ontology annotation, biological process: cell wall modification. Gene Ontology annotation, molecular function: pectinesterase inhibitor activity; pectinesterase activity. The transcript has 2 exons. The annotation marks the transcript as partial. NCBI's taxonomy places the organism in Eukaryota, Viridiplantae, Streptophyta, Magnoliopsida, Cucurbitales, Cucurbitaceae. The record is from RefSeq and is a predicted model, not a curated record.
AUGGUCCUACCAAGACCAAGAUCACGGCCGGCAAGAACUUCAAGGACCUGGGUCAUGAUGAUUGGAGAUGGUCCUACCAAGACCAAGAUCACGGCCGGCAAGAACUUCAAGGAUGGAACAUCCACAUUCAAAACUGCUACCUUUGCGGCGGUUGGAACCAACUUCAUUGGAAAAGACUUGUGGUUCGAGAACUCUGCUGGGCCUGAGAAACACCAGGCUGUGGCACUCCGAGUUCAAUCAGACAUGUCAAUCUUCUACAAUUGUAGAAUGGACGGCUAUCAAGAUACUCUCUACACCCAUGCUCAUCGUCAAUUCUUUCGAGAUUGCACCAUCACUGGUACCAUUGAUUUCAUCUUUGGCAAUGCUGCUGUCAUCUUACAGAAUUGUAAGAUAUUUGUGAGGAAGCCAAUGGAGAAUCAAAAAUGCAUCGUCACUGCUCAAGGUCGGCUCGAGAGGAAAGAGCCCACUGGUAUCGUCCUCCAAAAUUGCGCCAUCUCUUCUGACCCUGGCUUCUUCCCCGUCCGCCAUGUCUUCAAGACCUACCUUGGCCGCCCAUGGAAGCAGUAUUCAAGAACCAUC